AUGCGUACUUUCUUGGUGUUGUGUUUUAUUGCCGCUGUGACAGCUCAGUACCAAUAUGGUGUUAACUUUGGUGGUGGAAAUUCUGAAGAUCUAGGCUUUUCUAAACAGCAACAAGUUCUGCCACUCCAAGAGGAAUACAGCAAGUCGUUCUAUUCAUUUAGUGCCCCUGAACAUGAAUUUGAAGAUCCAAAUGCAGCCGAGAAAAUUGCCAGUGCCUUGAAAAAGAAUCUCCGAGUGGUGUUCAUUAAAGGACCCGAGAAUAAAGGCCUUGAAAAUGCUGUACUUCAAUUGGCCAAAACAGCUGCAGAGGAUCGUACUGCCAUUUAUGUACUCAACAAACAAUCGGAUAUUGGAUCGUUGGUCAAUCAAUUGCAGGAACUUAAGUCGACCACCGACAACAGGCCAGAGGUUCACUUUGUCAAAUAUCGUACUCAGGCUGAUGCAGAAAAUGCCCAGCGUACCAUUCAGUCGCAAUACGAUAGCUUACCUGGUACAUCAAUUGAUAAUGCUCCUAGAUCUGCCUCAGUUCUGAAUUUCGCUUCGAAAUCGGCAUUCACUGGUAAUGAAGCUGAUCUAGUCCCACCGACUUCUGCUCCAGCACCAGCUUCUGUUCCGCCAUCAAGAAGUUAUAUACCACCAAGAAGUGCAUACAUACCACCCAGCAAAAGAGUUUAG
Messenger RNA from Musca vetustissima, 675 nucleotides. RefSeq lists its product as uncharacterized. The transcript has 2 exons. The record is from RefSeq and is a predicted model, not a curated record. Bases 1 to 675 code for a protein of 224 amino acids. Lineage: Eukaryota; Metazoa; Arthropoda; Insecta; Diptera; Muscidae.